Aspergillus bombycis is the source of this 174-nucleotide messenger RNA. RefSeq names its product YqaE/Pmp3 family membrane protein. Lineage: Eukaryota; Fungi; Ascomycota; Eurotiomycetes; Eurotiales; Aspergillaceae. Bases 1 to 174 code for a protein of 57 amino acids. The record is from RefSeq and is a predicted model, not a curated record. The transcript has 3 exons. Gene Ontology annotation, cellular component: membrane.
AUGCCUUUCACUGCUUCUGAUAUCUGCAAGAUCCUCUUCGCGAUCAUCCUCCCUCCUUUGGGUGUUUUCCUUGAGCGGGGAUGCGGCGCUGAUCUCCUCAUCAACAUCUGUUUGACCAUCCUGGGUUGGAUUCCUGGUAUCAUUCACGCUCUGUACAUUAUAUUCAAGUACUAG